Molecule: messenger RNA, 1382 nt
Organism: Gavia stellata (red-throated loon)
Lineage: Eukaryota; Metazoa; Chordata; Aves; Gaviiformes; Gaviidae
Gene: VMA22
Product: coiled-coil domain containing 115
Exons: 7
Coding region: 14-1177 (387 amino acids)
Biological process (GO): vacuolar proton-transporting V-type ATPase complex assembly
Cellular component (GO): extrinsic component of endoplasmic reticulum membrane
Source: RefSeq, a predicted model, not a curated record
GGCGGCGGCAGCAAUGGAGGGGUCUCCCGUGGCGGGGGGGACGCUGGACGCGGCGGCGCUGGAGCUGCUGGAAGCGCUGGAGACACUGCAGCAGAGGCGUCACCUCCUCACCCAGCUCCUGCGGCAGGGGUGGCUGUCCCUCUCCCAGGCCCGUUACUCCCUCGGGUGCCACCGCGUCUCGUCCCUACAGUACGGGGCCACCAUGGUCCCCCGCGUCCGCGUCCUCCCCAGGCAGGACCCGGGGGGGCCCCCCCACUUCCAGGAGGUGCCGGGUACGGGGGGGGACCCCGAGGACCCCCAGCAGGGGGGGGGCGAUGGGCUGCGGCAGCGUCGGGGUCCCCCAGAAAAAGGGGGUGCCCCCCCCCGGGCCCCCCCCGACCCCUUGGCCUGGUUUGGGGUGCUGGUGCCCCCCAGCCUGCGGCAGGCCCAGGGCAGCUUCAUCCAGGGGGUGACGGUGGCGGUGGAGCUGGCGGAGCUGCAGGGUGCCGUGACGGCGGCUGCCACCCGCUACCGCGCCCUCCUGCGCCGCAAACGUCACCUGGACGGGGACAUCGGGACCGCGGGGGACACGGGGACCUCAGGGGACACCGAGACCCUUGGGGACACGGGGACACUUGGGGACACCGAGACCACGGGUGACACGGGGACCUCAGGUGACACCAAGACCUUUGGGGACACCAACACCACAGGUGACACGGGGACCUCAGGUGACACCGAGGCCCUUGGGGACACCGAGAUCACGGGUGACAUGGGGACCUCAGGUGACACAGAGACCCUUGGGGACACAGGGACACUUGGGGACACCCAGACUUCGGGUGACAUGGGGACCUCAGGUGACACUGAGACCCUUGGGGACACGGGGACACUUGGGGACACCGAGACCACAGGUGACAUGGGGACCUCAGGUGACACUGAGACCCUUGGGGACACGGGGACACUUGGGGACACCGAGACCACAGGUGACAUGGGGACCUCAGGUGACACUGAGACCCUUGGGGACACAGGGACACUUGGGGACACCGAGACCCCCUAUGACACCGACACCACAGGUGACACCGAGACCCCGUGUGACACCGAGGACCACGGGGACACCAAGACCACAUGUGACACGGACACCGCAGGUGACACCGCGACCACAGGGGACACGGUGACAAGUGGGGACACGGGGACCGCGUGACACGGACAGCGCCGGGGACACGUCCGCAGGUGACGAGGAGCCCCACGGGUGACACGAGGACACCUCCGGUGACACGAGGACACCACGAGGACACCACCGGUGACACAGCGCCCGCCCGCAGGUGACAGUGACGUCACCGUCCCCGUGACAGUGGCCGCGGCCACCGGCCCGUGUCCCCCCCCCAAUAAAGACGUGGUGGCCGUUG